AUGCGUUCGCUGGUUUUCUGCUGUACGCUUCUAACGAUAUCCACCCUACACUUCACAACAGCAUCGUAUUACGAGCGAAAACUCUACGAAGAUCUAAUGCGCGAUUACAACAAUUUGGAACGUCCAGUAGCAAACCAUUCGAAGCCGGUCACCGUUUAUCUCAAGGUGUCCCUUCAACAGAUAAUAGAUGUGGACGAGAAGAACCAAGUCGUCUAUGUGAAUGCUUGGUUGGAUUAUGUGAGUUUCACCAAUCCAUGCAAAGUUUCAGUAUCCUAA
Strongylus vulgaris is the source of this 276-nucleotide messenger RNA. The record is from the annotation of a GenBank genome assembly. Lineage: Eukaryota; Metazoa; Nematoda; Chromadorea; Rhabditida; Strongylidae.